This is a messenger RNA of Capsicum annuum, 1080 nucleotides long. Its product is annotated as zinc finger BED domain-containing protein RICESLEEPER 2-like. The record is from RefSeq and is a predicted model, not a curated record. The transcript has 2 exons. NCBI's taxonomy places the organism in Eukaryota, Viridiplantae, Streptophyta, Magnoliopsida, Solanales, Solanaceae. The coding region runs from base 1 to 1080 and encodes 359 amino acids. Gene Ontology annotation, molecular function: DNA binding; protein dimerization activity.
AUGGCUGCUUCCAUUACUAACUGUUUUCUUGAAUGGGGUUUGGAUACUAUUUUUAGUAUUACAGUUGAUAAUGCUAGUUCCAACAAUGUUACUGUGAUAGAAAUGUCUAAACAGUUAAAUAAUUGGGGAGCUAACAUAAUGGAGGGUCAGCAUCUUCAUGUGAGGUGUAUGACACACAUUCUUAAUCUUAUUGUACAAGAUGGGCUAAAGAAAAUUGAUAAGUCUGUCAAGCGAGUAAGACAAUCUAUGAAGUAUGUUAAACAAUCUGCUGCUAGAGUUAAAAAGUUCAAAGAAUGUUGUGAAUAUCAAAUGAUAACUUGCAAUAAAUCUUUAUGUUUAGAUGUUCCUACUCGAUGGAACUCUACAUACUUGAUGCUUGAAAUAGCACAACAUUUUGAGCUUGCAUUUGAAAGAUUUUGUUUCUAUGAUAAUGGUUUUUUGGAUUAUCUUCGUACUUCUCCUUGUGAAGAUGGAACUAAUGCAGGGGCUUUUACAAGUGAGGAUUGGGAAAAUGUGAGGGCAAUGAUAAAAUUUUUGAAAACUUUUUAUGAUCUUACUUUGAAAGUUUCUGGUUCAGAAUAUGUUACUAAUAGUGUGCAUCUUGUGAAAAUUGCUGAGCUUGAUCUGAUUUUGAAAGAGAUGAUAGAAAAUGAAGAUUUUCAUUUGAGAAAAAUAGCAACAAAUAUGAGGGAAAAGUUUAGAAAGUAUUGGGGUGAUCCAAAGAAAAUGAACAAAAUGAUCUUUAUUUCAUCUGUAUUGGAUCCCCGUAACAAACUAGAAUAUGUUCCUUUUGAAAUUGUGGACAUGUUUGGGAAAAAAAUUGGAAACAAUGGUUAUGGAAACUUUCAAAGAAGAGACCUAAUGAGAACAAAACAACAAUUUGAGAAACAUAAAGAAAUUAGUGGAGGUUCAAGCAGUAAAUCUGAGUUGGGAAAAUAUCUUGCUGAAGAGAUUGAGCCAGAUUCGAAAAAUUUUGACAUAUUAGGUUGGUGGAAAAUUAAUGAGCCGAGAUUUCCCAUUCUUGCUGAGAUGGCUCGUGAUGUUUUAGCCAUUCUCAUUUCCAGUGUCGCAUCUGAAUGA